This is a messenger RNA of Corticium candelabrum, 1573 nucleotides long. Its product is annotated as cyclic AMP-responsive element-binding protein 3-like protein 2. Bases 46 to 1467 code for a protein of 473 amino acids. Gene Ontology annotation, biological process: regulation of transcription by RNA polymerase II. The transcript is spliced from 9 exons. Lineage: Eukaryota; Metazoa; Porifera; Homoscleromorpha; Homosclerophorida; Plakinidae. The record is from RefSeq and is a predicted model, not a curated record. Gene Ontology annotation, molecular function: cAMP response element binding; DNA-binding transcription factor activity, RNA polymerase II-specific.
GGAUGUGAUGUCAUACAGUCGACGUGUCCUUACACACACAGCAGGAUGGACGAUUCCGAAUUCUAUUUCGACCUCAGCGACCUCUUCGACACGAACCCAGUAAGCCCACCACCAUCACCACCACUCAAUCUAUCACACCAUCUUUGCACACACACACAGGCAUCAGACGACGACUUCCACCUCCUCGACCUCAACACCGACCUCCUUUCCGUGCUUGCCGACGCAGAUACAGAGCAGUUUUUCGACGCACAGUGCAACCUACCCAACGAUCUCCUAAUACGCCACAAUUCCGUCGAGCACGACCAUCAGUAUUGCACAGAAACGAGGCAAGGACGGAAGAGGAAGUGGGAAGACACUCUGGACGGCAGUAGCAAUGGGGUUUCUGUUGGUCGUUUGGUUUGUCGUCGCGAUGGGACGGAUUUGAAUGGUCAGCGGGUGUGCAGUGACUGUCAGCUUGCUGAUGAUUUGUUUUCGCUCGGUGCGGAGUGUGGGGAUGAUGCGAAGGGUCGGAGGAGUAGCGAAUCUGGUGAAGACAAUGGAUAUUGUUCUAUGGCUGUGGCAUCUUCUCCCAGUUCUGUUAGUGAUGGCGACUUGUCUAGCGAGCAAGCGGUUACGUCACACAUUCAGUCACAGCCCGUCACUCCAUUGCCAACUACUAAACCAGUGGUGACUCGAGGCUUGCCUCUUCUUGCGUACUUACCAAUACCGAGAUUGUCGAACAACCAGCCACAAAAGGACUUGGACGCUUCAAAACCAGUCGAACUCACUGAAGAAGAGAAAGAAGCACUGAAAGCAGAGGGACUGCCCAUACCCACAACAUGGCCGUUGACCAAAACUGAGGAAAAGGCAUUGCGGGUUGUGAGGAGAAAGUUGAGGAACAAGAUGUGUGCUGCAGUUAGUCGUCAAAGGAAAAAGGAAUAUAUUGCAACUUUGGAACAGAAAGUGGAAAAUUGUACAGCCGAGAACCACAGCCUCCAAGAGAAGGUUAAUAAAUUGGAGUCACAGAACAGGUCGUUGUUGUCUGAACUCCAACGAGUUCGUAAUCUCAUUAGCGGCUCCGUUCAAGCCGCCAAGAGGUGUCGUUCUACGCAGACCGGCACUUGUCUCAUGGUGUUGGUAGUAUGUUUCGCUGUGUUACUGCCGCAGUGGCCGGUCACUAGUAUUGUCAAAGGAGUUGUACCUUCGUUAGGAAAUGAGGCGUUUGACUACACAACAACUGCAGCGAGUGGACGUACUUUGAAGUUUGAUUCUGAUGGUGAUGGGAGCAAGUCAUUGUUGACCUCUAUGUAUCUUGCGAUGUUGUCAUACUUUGUGGAGGACGAAUAUUAUGUGAUGGAGUAUCAAUCAGACGUGCAUGAAGCAGAGGCUGCAUCGAGUAUGUAUACAUUAUCGAAGCUUGUGCUCACCAACACAACAGAAACUGUUCACACUGACAAUGUCACUCUGAGUGACUUGAUUAGUUCAUGAUGUGAAUUUUAUUGACGACGUCGUGUGUUUCUUACCGAUGAAGUUUGAAAUUGUAUAUAAAGAUAGCCGUUUUUCGUAUUAUUCAAAGUGUUGAUAUCUUGUUCUC